Messenger RNA from Alosa alosa (allis shad), 2696 nucleotides. RefSeq names its product progestin and adipoQ receptor family member IVa (gene paqr4a). Gene Ontology annotation, molecular function: signaling receptor activity. Gene Ontology annotation, cellular component: membrane. Lineage: Eukaryota; Metazoa; Chordata; Actinopteri; Clupeiformes; Clupeidae. The coding region runs from base 1759 to 2691 and encodes 310 amino acids. The record is from RefSeq and is a predicted model, not a curated record. The transcript is spliced from 3 exons.
UCAUUCAACUCCUUCCCCCCUCCCUACGUCCCUCAUCCUCAUCGGAUGACGGAUGAAAGCGCCGCAGCUCAACGCCGGGCAUCAGCCCACGAGAGGAAUCUGAGGCCGGGCUGCAGCGCUUCAUUUUUCCUCGUAGUGGACAGCGCCGGUUAGGGAAUGGGGACUGAAGAUGCAUGGAGAUUCGGGGUAUAAUUGUGAGAUCAGAAUUGGUCAAUUACAAACCAAAAUAGCCCUAUCUUUCUUCGAAAUAUCAGAUUGCUUCAAAGGAAAUCUCUGCAAGCUACAGCGCUGAAUCAAGCCCUGGCUCCGACACCUCGGAUGGCUAGCCUCAGCUGACCGAUAACUUAUUGUCACUGCUUCGCAACUGGAAUACUGAUUAUCAUUUAUGACUUGGAUUAACAAAGAUUUUGGAAGACAUGUCGUGACAGUAAGGUUCCAAGUGAAUCCUCACCUGACCGCAAACCCUCUGUCUUUUUUUUCUCGUCAGCAGUACCAAGGUGACGGUAUGUAGCUAGCUAGCUUACUAGCAAGCUUGCUUAGAUAGGCAGCUUUUGACAGGUAGCAUUUAAUGUAUAAUUAUCAAACGGUCUUUUAAAAUAACGUUAUAACUUAACAUAAGCAUGGUCGCUACACAUGAUGGAUUUGGUUUAAUUAAGCAAGGGUAGUACUUUGGUCUUCCCCUGCAGUAGGACGGUCACAGUAAGCUAUUAUAGCUACCUUUCAUCCAUCCUGUAACGUUAACGUUAGUGGUUCUGUUGGAUAGCUCCAUGGCUGUGCGAGGAAGCAGAUUGUCUGUCAGCAAUUGUCCUAUGGACAGAAUAUCAUCACCGGUCACCAUAGUAUAGAUUUACGAGUCGUUUAAACUUUCAUCCAUCCACUUAGUAUAAUACCAAAAUAGUUAGGGAAAUAAACUCUUGUCUCUAUUCGACGUGUGUCUUAGUGUUGGAAUGGAGCCCACAGACUUAUAAGCUUUUUGUAUAAUGUUAGCUAUCGAAAUAGAUAGCUCUGUAUUUGUACAAUACAGAAGGUGGUACUUAGAUUGUUAGUAAAAUGUUAUUUAUUUAUUAUAAACUACCUGUCAUAUCAGUGUGGAGCAGGGAACCUUUCGACCAUCUUUAAGGCGCGUUAAGCAGCUCCCCAUCAUCUAAGCCCGUGCGUUUCGGCUGCAGCCUAAUUCUGUAUCAUGUCUGAUUUGAAGGUUUAUGGGACUCUGUUGUGGACGCAGGGUCGGUAGUGCAUAGCCUUCUCGGACUGGUCAUUUAGAUGACUAAUUUAUGAGUUAUUUGAGGAAAUUACUUUGAAACGAUGUUAUCAUCAGUUGACAGACGCCAACUUACUUCAGUUUGCCACUGAGUUGUAAGAAUACUACCGGGUGUGGACGAUUUGGGCCAUUGUUAACUGUAACAAUCGAUUAUUACCGAAGCAAUCACGUAUCAAUCUCUAGCUAAAACCUGUACUAUAGGCUUACGGGUGUGACAUAUUGCGUUAAAUGUUAGAAGGCUAUGUCACAUCACACACAGUGGGUUUACAUCAUGUAUGUGGUCAGCCGUUUCUUCGUCAAUCCGUGCGGAUGACACGGCCACCAGUCUUUAGGGGAGAUUGUAAAAACCCUGUCGCUGGGCUGUCAGUGGUAGCAGCUACACUGAAAUAGGCUACUUGAUUGCCCAUAUCGCUGGAAAGAACGUUUAUAUCCAAGCCAGUUAGUCAUGUAGCUCGGAGGUUCUCAAGCUCUUUUGUUAUUCCGCACUCUGCAGAUCGAUGACUGCGGUGUUACACACACUGUUAUUCACAAUUAUUGUGUCCCUCUUGUAUAUAGAUGUACAGUCGUUUGGUUACUUUUUUGGCGGGGUUAUCCUAACAGUGCUGGUUGCUAUGGCAUUUUUAAAUGGACCCAGAUUACUAGACUGGGCGAAUUCACCUCCACAUCUUCAGUUUAACAAAUAUGUCCUAACUGGAUAUCGACCAAUAUCGUCGGUUCAAGACUGCAUUCGAAGUCUUUUUUAUCUGCACAAUGAACUGGGAAAUAUCUACACGCAUGGCAUCCCGCUGCUAUGCUUCCUGGUGCUGCUCCCUCUCAACAUCCCCUGGUCCCAGAUCAGUGUGACGUGGCUGGGUGUGGUGCACUUCCUGGCCUGCCUGUCUCCCCAACUGGGCUCGGUGCUCUACCACCUGUUCAUGAACCACGAGGGCGGUGAGCCCGUCUACCACACGCUCCUCACCCUGGACAUGUGCGGCAUCUGCAUGAUCAACACCCUGGGUGCCCUCCCCAUCGUGUAUAGCACGCUGCUCUGCUACCCGUUCACGCGAACGGUGGCGCUGCUCGUGUACAUCCUGCUGUCCAGUUACGCCAUCUACUGUGCCAUCACGGCACGCAGCAGCGUUCGGCGUCUGCGCUCCUUCGCCUGGCAGGCGCUCUUCCGCUUCUCCUUCUUCCUGCUGCGCUGGGCGGGCGUGGGGGGCGGAAGCCCCACGUCGCUGCGCCACUUCCUCACCAUGGACGCGCUGGCCGUGCUCGGCGGGGUCAUCAACAUCACGCGCAUCCCCGAGCGCUUCCGUCCGGGCCUCUUCGACUACUGGUGCAACAGCCACCAGAUCAUGCACGUGCUGGUGGUGGGCUCCAUCCUCUACCUGCACUGGGGCGUGCUGGACGACCUGCUGUGGAUCAACAGCUACCACUGUCCCUCGGACUGAGCGUG